UUAUUUCUAAUUCUAAGAAAAGGAGAUAAAAAUAUAGUGCAGAACAUGUUAACUCCAAUAGCAGAGGGCAAAGAGGAAUUUGCUAUCAUUCACACUUUGGAUGAUCUUGGAGGCCGCUUCAUUAUUGUGUCGGAUGUUCACGGCUGCUUUGAUCAGCUUAUUGCCCUCCUGCAGAAGGUAAAUUUCUGCAACACGCGUAUACGUGCCAUGCCGAAUCUUUUGUAUCCAAAUGGUUUAGAUGAUGAUCGUGUUUACGAUCGUGAGGAUGUCUGUGUUUGCGUGGGUGAUCUUGUUAACAAAGGACCAAAGUCCUUUGAUGUCGUCCGUUUCUUUCGAGAUAUUGGGGCUUAUGUCGUACUAGGCAAUCAUGAUAUCAAGUUUAUGGAGGUUGUAAACGCAAUACGAGCCUCCGUUUCUUCCCAGAGGGUUAAAUUGCCGGAUAAAGUUAGAAAUAGUAGUAUGUUUGCCCUCGCAAAGCAGUGUCCGGAUGACGUCCUAGAAUAUCUUCAGCAGCUACCCCACAUCUUGCGUUUGACAAAAUUCAAAAUUCUGGUAGUACACGCUGGCCUAGACCCCUCUGUAUCACUGUCUAAGCAGCGUACAAGUGCCGUAACUCGGAUGCGAAACAUCAUGGAGCGAGGUCAAUAUAUUAAAUUAAAGAAUGAAUUCAGUCAAAUACAUCUGCAACAGAUUCCGGAAUCAAGAAACGCUCCAUCCACAAAUGACUAUGAGGGAGGUACCGUAAAGAAGAACAUCUCUUUCCUUGAAGAGCCGUUAUCGCUGUCAGGGAGCUACGCAACACUGGAGAACCAUCAGUUUGGUAAGUCUUGGGCGUGCGUGUGGGGUGAACAUGCCUCUAGUGGACUCAAUCCGCAAACGUAUGGAGAGAAGAUCAAUAGAACUUCUGAUGCGGUGGCCAUUGACAGCGACCUGAACUAUCAAGGAUGUGAUAAGAAGUGCACCAAGCGGGGAAUUGAAGUUCAGGAAGAUGUGGAAUUUCUUCCUGAAUAUAAGGGCUGGACGGUGGUAUUUGGACAUGAUGCAAAGCGGAAACUGCAGUGUUAUCCACUAACUUUUGGUCUUGAUACCGGCUGUGUAUAUGGCGGUAGUCUAACAGCCCUGAUUUUGCCUGGUUGCACGCUGCUGUCUGUUCCGGGCUACAAAGCAGAAGGGAAAUGAAAAAGGUGCAUGAUGCAACCAUAUCGAUCUAUUUACAUGAUCAUGGAGAAAUUUUUAGUAUCUUGAUAUCUCAUUAAACCAUCUUGUGUAAAGUGUUUUGCUUCCUAUUUGUUUUUGGCUACGGCUUUGUGACUAUUAAGUAGUGGUAUAAGAUCUUAUUCGAU
Messenger RNA from Phytomonas sp. EM1, 1343 nucleotides. Lineage: Eukaryota; Euglenozoa; Kinetoplastea; Trypanosomatida; Trypanosomatidae. The record is from the annotation of a GenBank genome assembly.